AAUUGAGUUCGAUUUUCCUGUGAAAUCCAGGCUUUGUUCAAACACUGAAAACUGGGAAACUGGCAAAUUGAACAAACCCUACACCUCGAGCCGAUUGAUCUAUCUGUCGAGAGGGACGAUGGAUAUCGAGCGCAAGCAAUCGGAGGUCAUCGAUAAAUUCGUGAAGCAAGCCGCCAGCGUCGAUGCGUCAGCUUCCAACCUCGCUGCCCUCGUCCUCGAGGCCACUGCUCACCCCUCUCUCUUCGCCUUCUCUGAAAUUCUCUCCGUCCCCAACCUCGCCAAACUGAAAGGAACGCAAUAUUCAUCGUCUCUUGAUGUGCUUCGUUUGUUUGCCUAUGGUACAUGGAGUGAUUACAAGCGUAAUGUUGGUUGCCUUCCAGUUCUAUUACCUGAUCAAGUCCGUAAGUUGAAGCAACUCACUGUGUUGACAUUGAUUGAGACAGAAAAGGUAUUGCCUUAUGAUCAACUCAUGGAAGAACUAGAUGUCUCAAAUGUGAGGGAGUUAGAAGACUUCCUUAUAAGUGAAUGCAUGUAUGCGGGUAUUGCACGGGGAAAACUUGAUCACUUGAGAAGAUGCUUUGAGGUGCAAUUUGCUACUGGAAGGGACCUUAGACCUGAACAACUUGACAACAUGAUCCAUACGUUGAGUAGCUGGUUGGGCACUUCAGAUAGUUUGCUCCACAUGAUCCAAGAGAAAAUCAAGUGGGCUGAUACAAUGAGUGAGGCAAACAAGAUACAUAGGAAGGAAAUUGUAGACAAGGUAGAAGAGGUGAAGAAAUCCCUCAAGAAGUCAAACUCCAGGUUGACUUGGACUUGCGAGGACACGAAGAGAGCUUUUCUGAAUCUGGAGGAAUGAUGGAUUAUGAAGAGGAUCGUGUUCGACCAAAGAGGUGAACUUUGGAAUUGCCACUGCAGGAGGCGGCCCCCAAUGCCUUGAAGCUAGAGAUUGAUCGAUUGGCCUAAUUUAAAGUAGUUCUUCGACUCUUGAUUUAGUUGGCAGUAUUUUGAAGUCGAUGACAUUCUUCAGCCAGUCUUCUCGUCUUGUAUCCCAGAUUAGUGUGGGUAUCUGUCGCCAGUGUAUUUGCUGCUUGUUACGCCACCCUGUCCAAAUGCAAACUUCAACUCGCAACCACAUUGUUUCAAUGGAUGCUGUUUUAUAGAGUUGUAUUUAGAUGCCAUGCUUUGCAAUAACCAGCUUUGAGAUCA
Molecule: messenger RNA, 1206 nt
Organism: Zingiber officinale
Lineage: Eukaryota; Viridiplantae; Streptophyta; Magnoliopsida; Zingiberales; Zingiberaceae
Product: COP9 signalosome complex subunit 7-like
Exons: 9
Coding region: 119-856 (245 amino acids)
Cellular component (GO): COP9 signalosome
Source: RefSeq, a predicted model, not a curated record